GAAGAAUCCUUUUUUUCUGGUUUUCUUCGCGUCGUAUCGUAAGUAGGAGGAGAAGAAAGAUCCUUCUCUGUUGGGUUUUCCUUAAUUUUCAGAUUCUGGGAUCAAUCUUCUUCGCUAUCAAACAACUGUGGGAUUCAAGAGGGAACACAGAAAUGGGGAGAAACCCUCGGUUCAGCGUUUAGACAAGAAUUGGCUAAUCUUGACAAAGAUCCAGAUAAUUACAAGGACUGCAAUGAGCAAAUUGAGAACCAUUGUGAAAGAUUUGGAUGCAAACGGUAUACAUGCGUUUCUCACUCAAGUUUCUGAAACAAAAGAGAUUGGUUCCGAGUCUGGCGGCUACACGGUCUCUCUCUCUCUUUGAAGACCUUGCACGUGCAGAGAGAUUGAUAAAAGAGGCUGAUCCAUCAGUGAAGUCUACACAUAACAGGAGUUAUGUAAACGACCAAGAAGAUGAUGAUGUGUCAGGCUCUCCUUUGUUGGCUUAUGCUGACUAUAACCAAGAAACCGGUUCAAGAAAUCAGAUUCAGUUCUCUGGUGUUGAAGAUGAUAACAUGGAGUUAGUUUGUUUCCAUCAGAGGAACAGAAGCUCUGAGUCUAGGACCAAUCGCCCACGAAGUUCAAGACGAAACAGGAAGAAGAGACGUUCAGAACGUAACAGGCACGGUUUCACACAAGAUUCAUUUACUGUACUGCUAGAGAACAGAGAGCAGCAGCUACGACAGUACAGUGAAAGCUCAUCGUCAUCACCAAUACAUGAUAGAUCGGGUACUACUACUCCAACAGAAGACAUCUGUGAGAAACUAAAGAUAGAUUUGGAUUCUGUGGCCAAAGUGAAGAGAGAAGAGAGUGAAACAGAGUCAAGACGGGACAGCAGCAAGAAGAGUGUGUUGAGAUGGGGUUUGAGUUUCUUCUCUGUUGUAGUUGCAGGGCUUGCUUCCUUCAUGUGGGUGCAUCUGCAAGAUGAUAUGAUGAUGCCUCCUCAUCUUGUUCCUACUUGAAGCGCAAGUAGUGAGCAUAGAAAGCUUAGAACUUACUUAGGUUCAGAUUGUGUGUUCUAUUGUUCUUCUGUCAAUGUGUGGAUCUUAUUUGAAUACUCUCUCUCUCUUUUUACUCUCAAAAAGAACUUGUGACUAAUAU
Molecule: messenger RNA, 1137 nt
Organism: Raphanus sativus (radish)
Lineage: Eukaryota; Viridiplantae; Streptophyta; Magnoliopsida; Brassicales; Brassicaceae
Product: protein SINE2-like
Exons: 3
Coding region: 267-998 (243 amino acids)
Source: RefSeq, a predicted model, not a curated record